Molecule: messenger RNA, 1217 nt
Organism: Pipistrellus kuhlii (Kuhl's pipistrelle)
Lineage: Eukaryota; Metazoa; Chordata; Mammalia; Chiroptera; Vespertilionidae
Gene: CUNH1orf174
Product: chromosome unknown C1orf174 homolog
Exons: 4
Coding region: 141-827 (228 amino acids)
Source: RefSeq, a predicted model, not a curated record
GCUGUUGGCCCCGGGCUGUGAUUGGCCGGUCCUCUGGUGACGUCAGACGUCCCCGCGCGCGCCGAGGGCUGGAGAGUGGCCGCGGCGCUGGGGAGCGUUAGGCGGCAGCGACGGGCUCGGCGGCCGCGCCUCCCACACUCAUGAGGAGCCGGAAGCUCACAGGGGCAGUGCGGUCUUCAGAGCGUCUGCGAGCCCGGAGCUGCUCCACCAGGCUGACCUCUGCCCGGGAAGUCAGGGCCGCCGCGUCCGGCAGGACAGUGUGCCAGACUUCCUCCCACAAAGCCACGGACAGGCGGACUUCCAAGAAGUUCAAGUGUGACAGAGGCCAACUUGUGAAGUCGGAAUUACAGAAACUGGUGCCUAAGAGCGAGAGUGGGAGUGCGGCCCUGCCCCAGGCGCCGCCGGAAAGCCCCGGCGGGAAUGAGCCCCCAGCGCCAGCUAGGGAGGAGGACGGCCCGGCGCCCCCGGGGGAGGAAGCCGGCAUCGCUGCUCCGCGGGGGAGCGCGGGCCUUCCCUUCGGGCACGGCCGAGUCGUGAGUGACACGUGCUCAGCAAGGACCGCGGACGGCCCGCCCCGCGCCCUCCCCGGAGGGGAGCCGGACAGCAGCUCGGCCGCGGGCGGCUCCGUGCUGCAGAUGGACGGCAGCGCCUUCCUGGACGACGACAGCAACCAGCCCAUGCCCGUGAGCCGGUUCUUCGGGAACGUGGAGCUCAUGCAGGACCUCCCACCAGCGUCUGCGUCCUGUCCCUCAGUGAGCAGACGGGAGUUCAGGAAGAUGCAUUUCAGAGCCAAAGACGACGACGAGGAGGAGGACGCGGAAAUGUAGGAAUAAAGUUCACACGGUGACUGCCUUGCAUGUUCAGUGCGCUGACAGGUGACAGGCGAGGUUAUGGGACUUAGGAAGUGACCCUCGGGAGAGUGUCCUUAAGCAGACUCCCGGGGGCUCCGCUGGGGCCGGGCCGUCCUUGCUGGGGAAGCUGCUGCUGCUGCUGCUCGCACCAGGCGUCUGGUCCCCGUCGGACAGGUGGGAGGUGGUUGGAGGCAGCCGCAGGCUGGGUAAAGGGGGGAUGUUUGUGAAGGAGACGCCCCGGGAGUUGUAAGCCCUUCACGGGCUGACUCGGACAGUUCCGAGAACUCUCUGUGAGGCUGGACUUGACCUUGGACGUUCUGCAAGAGGCACAGGGGAAAAUAAAAUAUAUUUUGAAAAUAUUUUAAA